Mizuhopecten yessoensis (Yesso scallop) is the source of this 1581-nucleotide messenger RNA. Its product is annotated as glutathione S-transferase P 1-like. The record is from RefSeq and is a predicted model, not a curated record. The transcript has 6 exons. The coding region runs from base 132 to 815 and encodes 227 amino acids. NCBI's taxonomy places the organism in Eukaryota, Metazoa, Mollusca, Bivalvia, Pectinida, Pectinidae. Gene Ontology annotation, molecular function: glutathione transferase activity. Gene Ontology annotation, biological process: glutathione metabolic process.
GACACACAUGUGGCUUUUAUAUAGACAAACAUUCUUACCGUGUACCGACAGGCCAAUAUACAGAUACAGGUAUUCUCCUGAGAUUACGGGUACAAGUCGGGACAGAUACAGGUAAGGUUUUAACGUCAAAAAUGGCUGACAACUGGGAGUUGCUGUACUGGUCUUGUGCCGGAAGGGGUGAAUUCGUGCGAGUAAUAUUUGUGGAGGCGGGUGUUGAAUUCAAAGAUACCGAUGAUAAGCAGGUUGUAGCCGAAAAGGGGAAGGAGGGGAAGCUAGGAGGAUUCCCGGUGAUGUUUCUACCUGCCAUAUGUAAUGGCGAUUUCCAUCUUUCUCAAACACCCACUAUAUGCAAAUACCUGGGCAAGAAGUUUGGGUUGUACCCUGAUAAUGAGGUAGACGAGUGGCAUGCUGAUCAGAUCAACACGACAAUCCACGACUACAUUGCGGAGGGAAUACUGUGUUUCCAUGGUGUCAACCCUUCCAUGACCUAUUACAACCAGAUAGAAGAAACCAAACCGUACAUUGAACGAUUUGUCGCCGAGAGAAUUCCAAAGUGGCUCAGACAUUUCGAGGAUGUGUUACUAGCCAACGACGGAGGAAAGGGCUUCGUUUUUGGGAAAAAUUUGACCUAUGUGGACCUUGGCUUAAUGCACGCUUUGAGGGCUACAGAAUCUCAGUUCCCAGACACUUGGAAUAAUGCCGACUACAUACCAACUUUGAAGAGUUUCAAGGACAGAAUGUGUUCCCGGUCACGAUUGGCUGCUUAUUUUAAAUCGGACAAAUGUCGCGCUUUCGAAGGCAAUAGUAUGAUGUAAAUUGUCACAGAAAAUCAUCCUGUCAGUGUCAUGUUUUGAAAGUGGCGAUGUGUUUUCGAUUUUAAUAUAAUUUAUCUUAAUUUCUAAUCAUGAACAAUUGGUGCAUCAGUCUUUAAAACUGCUUUCCGGGGAUAUAAAUAAGAAACAAUGGACAGAACCUGAACAAAAAUUCGACAGCUCAGGUUACAGUUAGGGUGGAUUCCAUAAACAGACAGCAACCUCCAUCUGUCGUGCGUUGUUUAUGUUGUCAGCCUUUGUACGUGUCUAUGACUUUAGUGUAUUCCUUAUGUAAGACAUAUGGUUAUAAGUCACUGAUACACAUAAAUAGUCAGUAUAUAGUUCUUGUUAUCAUAUUGCGAGACAUAGCAAGUCUCUAGCAAUCAGGACUAAUAUAUUCGACCUCGUCUUGGAAAACGUUUCUGUCUUUUGGGAACCAGAGUCUUGCUUUAUCCCCAAAUACUGUAUUUUAACUUAUGCAGUACUGAUUCAUUUCAGUGACAUCAUUUUGAUUCGUCAAACUUUAUGUGAGAAAGAUACAUCCCUUAUUCAUAAAGUUUGUUCACAUAAUCACUUUUAUCAAUUAUUUGUGGAGUAGGUUACUGUAUUGUGUGUGUUACAUUAUGUUUUUCUAUAAUCAGUUAAGUAUGCUGUUUGAUAGGUAUUGCCUACACUUCCUCUUACCUGUACCCAAUGUUGGACAUAUUUUCUAUCGACCGUAUCAUUAUGUAUUAUUUACACAUAAUAUUUUCAAUUAAAACAAAUACGA